UAAUGUUUGCACAAGUUUUAUAUAUUUAUACAUGUAUAUACAUAUAUGUAUAAUUUAAAGAAGAAAGAAAGAAUAAAUGAAUGAGAGAGAGAUGGAGAGAGUGUAUGUGUGAGAGAGAAAAAAAGAUACAAGGUAAGCGAAUAAGAGACUGACAAAGAGAGUGAGGGAGACGUGCAGUGAUGAUGGCGACCAUCCCAGCUUGGAUUGUUUUGUCAGACAUGUACGCAAACCGCCGCAGCCGUCAUCGACGACGACGGGCAAUCGUGUGGUGUGGCGGUCGCUGGGAAUGGUAACCAAGCGCAGAUUUACAGGAGCAAUAAUUAACAAGGAUAAUAAUUAUAGUAAUAAUUAAUUAAUUCCAUUGACAAUAAUUCCGAACUAAAUAGUGGUGUGCUAUGUGAGUGUUUUGUGUUUUUGAUGUCCGUCUCGUCAACAUCGUCAUAUAUUAGGGAGAGAGAGAGAGAGAGACAGAGCGAGCGAGGGAGAAAGAGAGUCAGCAUAGCUAGUUAGCUAGCUGCAAGCCAGUUUUCUUUGAUGAAUGAAGAGAUGUAACAGGGAAGGAAUGCAAUAUCACUAGUUAUAGAAGAAUCAUAUACACGCGCGCAUAUAUAUAUAUAUAUAUAUAUAUAUAUAUAUAUUCUGUCAACAGAUUUGAAACUUUUCACUGUAAGACCCAAACCAAAGCAGAAAUAUCAUACAAGGAAAAAGCAUAAAGAAGAAAAAAUUUAAGUCUAUCUCUUUCCCCCAGAGCAUGCCAGCCUUGGCCUCUGUGCUGGGUUCACCAUGGCUCACAUAUUCCAUGGUUACGAACUGUUACUGUUUAAAAGAUUCCAUUCGGAACCGAGCCUUUGGUUGGAAUGGAAGAAUAAGCUAUUGGAGAAAAGCCGCGAUGCCCCAUCACCUACGUCUCUCAUUGACCUGGAAGACAUCGGAGGGUUGCCACAAGGACUUUGGUACCUCUCGGUUACCCUCCAUAAGAGGCAACGCUACCUUAUGCACCUCAUCAGAGAAGAAGCGCAAAAAGAAAAGAGAGGGUGUUACAAGAAAACAGGUGAAACUUUGCUAUCAUUGUAUCUGAACUAUUACCAGUUUACAGAAUUUCAUUUGGAUAGCAUAUUCAAAUACGGCGACGACAACCGGCUACCAAGGGAGAUCUUUAAGUGUGCAAAUGUGACACACUUGUCAUUGAAAUACAACAGCUUGGACCAUCUACCUGCAGACAUUGGUCGAAUGAAGCAGCUGGAAUAUCUGGCAUUGACCAACAACAAGCUGCAAGUCAGUGCAAUUCCAUACACGCUAACCUUCUGCACCAAGCUGAAAACUAUCCUGCUGGACAACAACUUACUGGAUGCUCUCCCUGGAUUCUUGCUUACCAUGCCCUCCAUCGAGACUGUGUACCGUCACGGUAACCACAACUACUUCAAAGCCACAUUUAUGUGGUACCACACCGACGUGAACUAUCGGAUUAUCCCAGCUGGAGGGUUUGGCGUUGCCAUGUCUAAGGUGCCAGCCAGUCUUCAGUUCUGGGCUGCAAAGUCUGUGAUUGGACAAAAGAUAGACUUUUAUAACAACAGCUGUAUUGCUGAUAUACUAAAGGACUAUAUUUCAGAGCUCUAUUAUAAAUUUUACUUGUGUCACUAUUGCAAGCAGGCUCUUCUCCGACAUCUACCUGGUUACAAAGUUAUCACUUUCAAAAACCCCUAUUUGGGUAACAGUUGUGUCCCAUUCCAACACUGGGCCUGCUCUCUGGAUUGUGCCAAGGCUCUUGAAGUACCUGCCCGCAUUGAGCAGAUUGCAGCUGCCACCAAGCUUGACCGCCAGUAUGAGGACUAUGUCAACCGGUGUCAGCAGCUUUUCCGAACGGUGCAUUCUGGUGCCAACCGCAUGUGUGUGUGUAGCCGGGAGUCCCUGCAUAGUUCGUGCCCUUCGGGUGCUGGCGACGACGAUGGACGCAGCCACUGUCACUACUGUACUGCAUUGGAUGCUGGCAGAGAUGACAAAGAGUCUAGCUGUUAUUGCUGUCUCCAGUAGCCAUUGGGUUCGCACCAAACAACAAGGGUUUGCGUUCUGCCAACGACUUGUUGUUGUCAGGGGCCAAUGGAAAGGCAGAUGCCGACUGCUGUCACUUGAGAGAGAGAGAGAGUGAAAGAAAGCAACAUGGAAUAUGAAUGAAUAAGAGUAUGAGAGGUAGAAAGAGAAAGAAAGAUUGAGAGGGAGAAAAAGAAAGGGAGAGAAUCAAAGUCUCCCCAAAAUCUGAAGCAUAUGUUUUGAUCAGACAAUUUUUUGUGUUUUUUUUUAUUUCAUGGCGGGUUGGGAGGUUAGGGUCAAGUUGAUUGAAUUGAGGUGACAGGGAG
Messenger RNA from Octopus bimaculoides (California two-spot octopus), 2354 nucleotides. RefSeq lists its product as uncharacterized. Gene Ontology annotation, molecular function: protein binding. The record is from RefSeq and is a predicted model, not a curated record. Gene Ontology annotation, cellular component: cytoplasm. Lineage: Eukaryota; Metazoa; Mollusca; Cephalopoda; Octopoda; Octopodidae.